Messenger RNA from Eleginops maclovinus (Patagonian blennie), 659 nucleotides. It is a transcript of the gene mrps18c, whose product is annotated as mitochondrial ribosomal protein S18C. The record is from RefSeq and is a predicted model, not a curated record. Gene Ontology annotation, cellular component: mitochondrial small ribosomal subunit; ribosome. The coding region runs from base 156 to 545 and encodes 129 amino acids. Gene Ontology annotation, molecular function: structural constituent of ribosome; small ribosomal subunit rRNA binding. Lineage: Eukaryota; Metazoa; Chordata; Actinopteri; Perciformes; Eleginopidae. The transcript has 6 exons. Gene Ontology annotation, biological process: mitochondrial translation.
GUUAUAUUCUUUUCAUAUGUAAAAAUACAGAUAUAUUUAACCCGUUAUCUUUUGUCUAAUCUUCAAGCAAUAGUCUUAAAUAAGAGGUAGGAACUAAUAGUUUGAGUCGGGAGUUCCUGUCUGGUGGACAGCGUCCGGUCGUGUGUCAGGUCAAAAUGCUCGUCCUCAGAGGUUUUCAGAGAAUAACAUCGGUGUUAUUACAACAAGGAAACACAAGUUUAAGAAGUCUCACAACGACUUCAAAUGUAGUCCAACACAACGAGGACAUGCUGAUUAAGAUGGAAAACCCGUACAAAGAGCCUCAGAAAGGAUGCCUGCUCUGCAAUGUGUCUGUGGACUUCAAGAACACUCAGCUGCUGUCUCAGUUUAUCUCUCCGUACACCGGCAGGAUCUACGGCCGGCACAUCACACGACUGUGCUCGAGGAAACAGAAGGAGGUGGCCAAAGCCAUAAAGAAGUCUCACGCUAUGGGCUUCAUGUCGGUGACCCACAAACACCCAGAGUUCAUGAAGGACCCGCACGUCUGUGGGAAACAUCUGGAAUAAUAUGAGAAGAAACCGUUUAUUGAAUGUGUUUAUUGAAGCCUGUCGGACAGGUGGAGAAAUACUGUGUUUUUUAUUAUCAGUCUGUCAUUAAAGAGGAUUAUUGAAAAUCUAGAA